AACAGCCUUAGUGAACAGUGAGCUCGGAAAAUCCGUGUGUAAUCAUCGGAAAUGAAUGCGGUAGGAUCUACGUAAUUUCAGAUUAAAGGAAGUACCUGAAACUAUAUAUUUAACAGGAUUUGUUGUGAUCCAUUUUGAGACGUCACACAUGCAAGAAUCAUGGUAGUUGAGACACCCUCCAAUGUGGUGUUUGUAAUUGAAGGCACGGCUAACCUUGCAGCAAACUUUGAAAAGUUGAAGACAUCUUAUAUAGUACCAACACUUGAACAUUUUAAUGGUGGGCCACUUGUUGAGAGUGAUUUCUGUGGUGAUUAUGGAGGGACUAUCUAUUGCUUGGUGAUUUAUCAUAGCAUUGACCAUCUACCUGAACCAACAGUCACAUUCUACUCACCAACAAGCAACGCGUGGCAAUUUCUUAAAUGGAUUGACGAUAUAUCAUUUGUUGGUGGCGGUGGUGAGGCGUCAAGUCUAGCUGCAGAGGGUCUUGGGGCUGCUCUUGGAAUUCUAGACGAUUUGAAAAUUAAACGUGAUCAAGGGAUCAACUAUAAGCAACAGUGUGUUUUGUUCUGUAACACGCCGCCCUUUGAUGCACCAAUCAUGGAAGGUCCACGCUACAUGGGGUACACUGCAGACCAGGUUGCUUCCAAGAUGGCAGAGCGUGGUGUGAACUUAUCAGUGGUCAGUCCAAGGAAGCUGUAUCCAUUGCAGCGCCUGUUCGAGCGUGCCUUGGGGGAUGUUCAGAUGUCCUCUAUGAAAGAUUAUUCAGUUGACCCUCAUCACAUGGUACUACUAAGGGGGUUUCAGUUAAAAGAACAACCCUCGCACAUCAGUAUGGACAGUCAAAAUUCUCAAGCAGGGAAGACUGUAGCCACUACCCCUGUGGCCAAAGUGGCACCAAUGAGCGGUACGGUGGCCAGUAGUGUAAAUACCAAUAGCAGUACAGCAGGGUUCACAAAGCCCUCUCCAACUUUAGCAGGAGGGGGAACACAGGUGCUAAGCCCCAGACCUGUAGGUGGUGGGGGUCAUAUUGGUAUUGGCUCACCCUCAUCUCAAGUUACAAGUGGAUUUAAAGUACCUGGAAGCAAUGCUUCAAAUCCUGGAAUUGUUAAUGCAAACAACAAGAUCCCACAAUUUUCUCAAGGAAAUAUGCAGAUGAAGACAGCUAAUCAGGCAGUUGCCAAAGUUACACCACAGCAAGUUCAAACACAAGCGAGUUUGACCACAGUGUCAAGCCAACAGUUCAGCACGUAUCAAACACAACCAGGAGUCGUCUCGCAGCGUAUAAAUACAACGAUGAAUAACCAAGUCUCAGCUGCAAAUCAAAUGCCAAGCAAUCAGGCACUGGUCAACCAAAUGACAGGAAAUCAACAAUUGACCAAUCAAAUGCAAAGCAAUCAACAAUUGACCAACCAAAUGCAAGGAAACCAACAGUUAACCAGUCAGAUGCAAGGAAAUCAAUCGCUAACAAAUCAAAUGCAGGGUAACCAAUCUCUGCCCAAUCAAAUGCAAGGAAAUCAAUCAUUGACCAAUCAGAUGCAAGGAAAUCAAGCAUUAUCCAACCAAAUACAAGCAAAUCAAUUAUUAUCAAAUCAAAUGAAUCAGACACUAGGCAACCAAAUGGGGAAUCAAGGACUUACAAAUCAAAAUAUGAUGAUGAGUAGAUCGACAGCAUUACAAGGAAACCAACCUUUGACCCCAUCAGGACUUGUAAAACCUAUGGCAAACACAAAGGGGCAAGGAAUUGUACAGAUGCCAAACCCUAUCGAAGCGAUGGGGAAUAGGCCCAGAGUAGUAAAUCAACCGGCAACUCAACCAAUGAUGCAGCAUGCAAGGCCAGGCUUGGCUCAACAACGAGCUAAGUUAUUGCAGCAGCAGCAGCAGCAGCAACAGCAGAAUGUAUCUGCCAGUAUGAAUUUCACAACAAACCCAUCAACCGCACAACCAAAAUUACUUCCUGGUCUACCAGUAGCUUCGUCUGCAUCACAACCAAACGUUACCAUCAAACCAUUGUAUGAUGCCAACACAGUGGUUCCCCAGGGAGCCCAACAGGCUGCAGAAGCUGCCCUCAUCACGGCUCGUACACAAGCAAUGGACUGGCAGAACAGGCCUGCAACGAACAACCAGCCAAACAUGCCGAUGCCAAACUUUCCUCAACCGACUAUGAACCCUUCCCAGCAGCAGCAGGCGCCAAACAUACCAAGACUACCGACAGCACCAGUGAUGAAGCUACCAGGUGUUAGACAACCGAUACCAAAUGCACAACCAACCCAGAUGGCAACCAAACCAAUGAGAAUUGGACAAAUUAGGAAUAUGUGGAAAGGAGUGUUGGAGUGGAAUGAGCGGGCAAGAAACGCUCAAGAAUCGAAAAUCACAAGGUCGUUGAACUGUAACGUGACGAGUCAGGAUGACUCGGUCAAGAUGAACAAUUGGCCGCAGAAGCUAGUCAUGCAGAUUAUACCACCACAUCUUCUUACCUCAUUACGGCCGUUGAUUGCAGCUUCCAAGCAGGUUCAGUUUAACUUUCCUCAGGACAAUGACCCAGAAGCACUGAAUGCGCUCAACCGUGUCAUGCCUACUGGAUUUGCCGGAUGCGUCCAUUUUGAGCAGCGGGUUGGACUGGUGGGGCAGCAACGUGUCACUGUUCUUAUGUUAUACUAUGUGGUGCAAAAGAAGCAGUUUAUUGGCGUGAUUCCCAAUGACCAAGCACGCUUCAUUCAGGAGUUUAAGAACAUCGUGUCGAGGCAUAAGAAAGGUAGAGACAAUCCUCAGCAAGCCGGAGUACAGCAGCAGUUACAACCAGGUCAGAUGGGAAGGCCUGUUAUGACGACAUCAAUGAAUGCCAACCCAGCUAUGACAAUGCAGCAACAGCAACAGCAGCAGCAACAACAACCGCAACAAACACAACAGCAGCAGCAAACACAGCAACAACCUCAGCAAGCACAGCAGCCACACUUUAGCAAUGCAAUUAACCAGAAAAUUUUCAAUAACCAGAUGCAAAUUCAAGAAUUAGAAAAGAAUCUGGCAGCUGCACAAGCCCAGAAUCAACAGUUGAACCAGAUGAAGCUUCAGCAACAACAACAACAACAGCAGCAGAAACAUCAACAAUUGAAGCAACUUCAGCAGCAACAGGUCAUGUUGCAACUGCAAAAUAUCCAGCAACAGCAGACACAAAAUCAGAUACAGCAACAGCAGCAGCAGCAACAACAGCAGCAGCAGCAACAACAGCAGCAACAAAUGACACAGCAAGGAAUAGCAGUAGGAGGUCAGGGUUCAGGUCAACAGCUUCCAUCUAAUAAUCCUCAGCUACGUCAUCUUCUGAUGAACCAAGCUCAGUCACAGGCACAGCAACCACAAGCGUCUGUUCCGAACCAACACGGAUGGUCUUUGUCACAACCGCAACAGCCACAACAGCAGCAAUUCCAAAGAGGACCGGCACCCUCUAUGAUGAUGCAACAACCAAUGCAGCGACAAAAUGUAAACCAGCCAAAUCAGAUGGCAAUGAACCAGAAUAUACAAAUGAACCAGCCUGGAGCGAUGAUUGGGGAUGAUCUCAGCAUUAUUGACUUACUGAAAUAGUUUAUUGGACACAUCAAGGUUUCUUGUAUGUGAGUGCAAGAGAAGUGCAAAAUAUUAAGAAUAGUGGUUGUGAGAUUUAAAGAAAUUGUGUGAGAUUGGUAUGAUUUUGUGAGACAUAAUUAUGAUUGUGAUAGGAAAUGGUUUGUAAGAGGUAAUGGUUGUGAUAUUGAUGAUAGUUUCUAAAGCCAGGCACACUCUCUACUCUAUUUGUGAGCGCAUGGUGAUGCAAUUAUGUCUACUGAUUGUCGGUAACAGCCUGACCAGAUUAAUAUUAACAUUCUCAUUGGGCCUUUCCGCUAAGCCCCUCCCCUUGGAUAUUGUUGUUAAGGUUCCACAAUACGACAUUGUUAAAACAUACGCGAACAUGUGCGUUUGUGGGUCAUCACUUGUGUUUGUGAGAUGCACUCGUAUUCCUAGCGCUGUUCUGGUUGUAGUCCAUUAUUAAAUUUGAUUGACACCUUGGAAAGGUCUAUUGUGACAGCCUACGACCGUUCCUGCAGUGUUUGCCCGGCUUUAGAGUUAGUGAUGUGAGAUAGGUAAUGGUUUGUAAGAAUGAUAAUUGUUUGUGAGAUAUUUUAUGAGAUUGAGUGGUUUGUGAGAUUUACAGUAGUUUGUGGCAUCGGUGGAUGUCCCUGAGAUUAAUUAUGAUGUAUAUAAAGUAAUGGUUCACAGGAAUGACAGUGGUUUGUAAGAAAGUUAUUUGUCGUGAGAAAAUUGGGGGAAUUUGAGUUGACAUUGAGAGUAAAAUUUUGAGGGCCAUAAUAAUCCUAUGCCUUUGUUUUUAAAAUUGAACAGUGAUUCUUGCUUUGAAUGUCAGUGGUGAUUCCAUAAAAUUUGUCAACAAAUCCGAACUAAGUAGCUGCCUAGGGCCUCCGGCCACAAUGGCAGAGUAAAACCAUUGCUUGGAGAGAUUUUAUGGGUUAUGAAGGUUAAAAUUGUGUUUUUUGUAAACCACAUUAUCACAAUCAGGGGGUCCAAGGCUGUCCAACUGUGACAAUUUUCCCCUGAACUCAGCAGGGGCCACCCCUUGGACACAUACACCUGGCUAGUACCGUGGUUAUUUAUGUAAGUCACUCCGUUCAAGAUAGAGUAUGUCAAGUACAGUAAAUUGGUUGAAAAUAUGUUAUUGAAUUUUGUAUUGUGGACAGAACAAGGGAAUAUUUUUGUAGAGGUCAACCAGAACUUUAUCUGUUUGAUUUUAAUAAAAGGAGAUAUGUUUUUUUUCUUCUGGUAGAUUCUGUAUAUAAUUCUUGAAAGAUGAUGUGAUGUGAUGUCAUUUAAUUUUACACAGAAAAAAUUAACGUAUACUUAAAAAAAUAUACAGUAGAUGUAAAACAUAAAUAAAUAGCAUGAAUGAUUUGUGAAGAUGCCAUAAAACAAACAUUUGAUUUUAUUUUUCAUUUACAACCAUUGUUGGAUUACAUCUGAGAGCACAUGGAUUGGGUUGUAAUCAAAUCCCAAUCAAAAUGGAUAAUAUUUUUGUCUGAAUAAUGAAAUAAUAUUAGAAACAGUUUAUUAUGGAAAGAUUUAUUGUGCUAUUUGCAAUAAUUAUUUUUAGCUGCAAUCUCACAGAGUUUUAAUGGUGCUGGUAACCGGUACUAAAGUACCCAGUAUAAAAGGCCACCCUGUGUUAAGUGUAUUCCAGUUUCUAUGAAUUUGUAUCCAAGAUGCUGUAGUGAAGUAUAAGCCUACCCUAAAAGGUUUCAGAUGGAAAGUUAUGUGUACUUGACAGUAUAUGAAACAAUUAUGAAAAUUUGUACUGAAAUUUAGCAUCAAAAUACGAGCUAGGAAUAACCCUUGGCUGACUAGUCCUCCAUGGGUCCACGCUCAGGGAGCUUUGGAUUUGUGCAGCAACGUGAUGCUAUAACAGAUUCACUCACGCAUGACCGUCCUGCAUUGCCUGGACAGCAUCGAUUCAUCGAACAAAUUGUUUCCUAGAAUCCAGGUGUCGAGAAAUUAGUUCUCGCAUGCACAGAUGGCUUCUUAGUGACGUCAUUACGUUAUACUGCUUACAAGCGUUGUGCAAUCGAAAGCUCUUUUAUUAGGCAUAAGUCUUACGACAAACUCUGACCUAUCUUGUUUAACUGUGCUCCCCUUUUUUUCAUAUUCUGAUUACCCCCUCCUCCCACUCUACUCGAAUAUAUGUUGUGUUGAAGAUGUACUGUCUUUCUAAGCUAAGAGAAUUGAAAAAUUCAAUUCUGUAUUUAAAAUUGCUUAAUUUGUAUAUUUAAGUAAUGUGCAGUUAACAAUUUUAAUGAGAAAAACAUUUCCCAAAACUGGUAAAUAAUAACUUUCCUGUAGCUUUUUGCACAGACCCUUAAAAUAAUUGAUAAUUUAUUCAUUAAAAUUGUUGUAAGAUAUCUGUCUAUAUCUCUGUAUAUGUCAUAUGGGUUAUGAUAUUUUCUUAUAAAACGUUAUAAAUUCUGUAGGAUUGCAGCUUUGACGGUCUAGAGAAUUGUUAAGGUAUUGAUUUUAUUUGUAAGGCUUGAAUAUUUUGGAUAGAUUUUGCCAACUGAACUUUGUAAAUGUAUAAAAUCUUUGUACAGAAAUAAAUGGCUAUGCUUGGCAAGAUGAAAGUAUGGUCAAAUAACAACA
This is a messenger RNA of Anneissia japonica, 6171 nucleotides long. RefSeq names its product mediator of RNA polymerase II transcription subunit 25-like. The record is from RefSeq and is a predicted model, not a curated record. NCBI's taxonomy places the organism in Eukaryota, Metazoa, Echinodermata, Crinoidea, Comatulida, Comatulidae. The coding region runs from base 160 to 3576 and encodes 1138 amino acids. Gene Ontology annotation, biological process: positive regulation of transcription by RNA polymerase II. Gene Ontology annotation, cellular component: transcription regulator complex; mediator complex. The transcript is spliced from 21 exons.